This is a messenger RNA of Lindgomyces ingoldianus, 204 nucleotides long. RefSeq lists its product as uncharacterized. The annotation marks the transcript as partial. Lineage: Eukaryota; Fungi; Ascomycota; Dothideomycetes; Pleosporales; Lindgomycetaceae. The transcript has a single exon. The record is from RefSeq and is a predicted model, not a curated record.
AAAGCCCUAUUAGACAUCUAUGUGCUUAUUAAGAGCACUAUUAACACAUUAAACUACUCUAUUAUUAGGGACAAAGAAACAAUCUACAAAAGGCUAAAGGCCUUAAAGGCAAUCCUAGAGCCCUCUAACAAGCAGCUCAAGCAGAGCGCACAAACAGCAUACAACCGCGCAAGGAAGUGGUCAUUAAAAAUAAAACAAGACUAA